This is a messenger RNA of Numida meleagris (helmeted guineafowl), 1197 nucleotides long. It is a transcript of the gene IAH1, whose product is annotated as isoamyl acetate-hydrolyzing esterase 1 homolog. The transcript has 6 exons. Bases 75 to 806 code for a protein of 243 amino acids. Gene Ontology annotation, molecular function: hydrolase activity, acting on ester bonds. Lineage: Eukaryota; Metazoa; Chordata; Aves; Galliformes; Numididae. The record is from RefSeq and is a predicted model, not a curated record.
CCCGCCCUCCUCCUCCUUCUCCUCCUCCUUCUUCUCCUGCUGCUGCUGCUGCUGCGGGCGGACGUCCGGCCGCCAUGGCGCUGGCAGAGGCGGGGGCGCGAGCGCGGCUGCUGCCGUGGCCGCGCGUGGUGCUCUUCGGGGACUCCAUCACUGAGUUCUCCUUCCAGGAAGGCGGCUGGGGAGCGUCCCUCGCUAGCAGGCUGGUCAGAAAAUGUGAUGUUGUAAACCGUGGGUUCUCGGGGUACAACACCAGAUGGGCUAAAGUCAUCCUUCCAAGGCUGAUCAGUAAAAGUGCUGCUGCUGAGAGUACUGUUGCCAUUACUAUUUUCUUUGGAGCUAAUGACAGUGCUUUGAGAGAUGUGAACCCUAAGCAGCAUGUUCCUUUGGAGGAAUACGCCGCCAACUUGACGAGCAUGGUGCACUACCUGAAGUCCGUAGACAUCACUGAGGACAGGAUAAUUCUGAUAACACCACCCCCUCUUCAGGAAUCAGCCUGGGAAAAGGAGUGCCUUGCCAAAGGUGACAAGCUGAAUCGCCGCAAUGCCACCACUGGGGAGUACGCGCGGGCCUGCGUUCAAGUGGCGAGGGACUGCGGGACCGAUGUGCUCGACCUGUGGACACUGAUGCAGAAAGAGCAGGAUUUUUCUUGCUAUCUGUCUGACGGGCUUCACUUAUCAGCAAAAGGGAAUGACUUCGUAGUAGGACAACUCUGGGCACAGCUGGAAAAGAGACUCUCAGCUCUCCCUUCCUUGCUGCCUUACUGGCAGGACGUGGACGCCCAGAACCCUGAGGCGAGCCUGCUGUGAGGUGCCCUGCUCCUGCUGAGGGCACUGGAGAUGCAAGUGGACUGGCCGCUCGCUGAUCCUUUCUUCCAGUGAAGACUGGCUAAGGGCUGGAAAGGCCGCGGGAUGGAAGCCGUCACCUGCCUGCUGCAGCUGUUCACAACAAACAGUGCAAGUGUGUGCCUGGCAGGCUCUGCAAUAGGGGUGUGGGAGGGUGGACGUCUGCCCCCUGGCAGCCCCCAGCUCCUGGGCUCUGAGCUGGAGAGUUCACAUCUUUUCUGAAAGGACAGCACGGACACAGCUUUUCUUUAAUUGAUUUUAAUAUAAAAAGCUUUUACUGUACUGGGAAUUAAAUAACUCCUCACACGUGUACUUUGCACUGAAUAAAAAAAAAAUAAACACAAAACCAACAACA